UUUAGAGCACCCUUGCGGACUUCCGUCAACGUGUUUAAAGACCCCAUCAUGUCCAUGCUUGCAGAACCCCGUAGAAAACAGAAAUGGUCUAUUGACCCGCGGAACAGCGCGUGGAGUAAAGAUGAGUCCAAGUUCGGCCAGAAGAUGCUGGAGCGAAUGGGCUGGUCCAAGGGAAAGGGCCUGGGGAGAACUGAGCAGGGCUCCACGGAACACAUCAAAGUCAAAGUGAAGAACAACCAGCUGGGGCUGGGAACCACUGCCAGCCACGAAGACAACUGGAUCGCCCAUCAGGAUGACUUUAACCAGCUCCUGGCGGACCUCAACAACUGCCAUGGUCAAAACACUGCCAAUGAAGCCCCAUCAGAAGAGAAACAGCAGGAGAAGUCCUUCAGCCUGGAGGAGAAGUCAAAGACGUCCAGGAAGAGGGUCCACUACAUGAAGUUCACCAAAGGGAAGGACCUGUCCAGCCGCAGCCAGACAGACCUGGCCUGUAUCUUUGGGAAGAGGGGGACGAAGCGGAUGGCCGAGGACCAGGAAGCGGAGAGCAGUGGGCCAGACUCCCAGGGAGUGAACGAGAAGGAGACCAGAGCUGUUACAGCACCAGCUACAAAGGUUACGACCCCUGAACCUGAUGUAGAGGCCAUCACCAAGACAGUCACCAGCACCCUCUCCAUGCAGGAGUACUUUGCCCAGCGGAUGGCUCAGCUGAAAAAGGGUCGUGGCGAGGCUCCCACUGCAGCCUCAUCACCAGAGAACAGUGAUACGCAGCAAGUCCCGGCUGAUUUUGUCACUGACCACACAGAGGAAGUCAUGUCAAAGAAGAAGAAGAAGAAGAAGAGGAGAAAGAGAGAGAGGGAAGAGGAUGACGUGGUGGUGAAGGAGGAGUGUGUCGUAGCUCCCGUGUCGGAGGGGCGUGAGAAGAAGAGAGAGGGGGAAGAGGAUGACGUGGUGGUGAAGGAGGAGUGUGUCGUAGCUCCCGUGUCGGAGGGGCGUGAGAAGAAGAGAGAGGGGGAAGAGGAUGACGUGGUGGUGAAGGAGGAGUGUGUCGUAGCUCCCGUGUCAGAGGGGCGUGAGAAGAAGAAGAAGCGAAAGAGAAAGCGGGCGGAGAAAGAGGUGUUGGCUGAAGACUGCAGCGCCACCACUGGCGUGGAGCAGAACUGCCAGGACCGCCAAAUUGUAGACUUAACAACGGAGUGUGAGGUUGUAAAUAAGAAAUGGAGGGAGGAGGUGGUUGUCGUGGAGGACGAGGAGGUGGUUGUCGUGGAGGACGAGGAGGUGGUUGUCGUGGAGGACGAGAAGAAAUCUAAAAAGAACAAGAGGAAGAAAAUAGAUCUACAUUCUUUGUAGAACUCUAGAACCGUCUUCUCUUGGCUUGCAUCUCAAAUGGCACCCUAAUCCCUUUGUAGUGCAGUACCCCAUAUGGCUCUGGUAUAAAGUAGUGCAUCUCAAAUGGCACCCUAAUCCCUUUGUAGUGCAGUACCCCAUAUGGCUCUGGUAUAAAGUAGUGCAUCUCAAAUGGCACCCUAAUCCCUUUGUAGUGCAGUACCCCAUAUGGCUCUGGUAUAAAGUAGUGCAUCUCAAAUGGCACCCUAAUCCCUUUGUAGUGCAGUACCCCAUAUGGCUCUGGUAUAAAGUAGUGCAUCUCAAAUGGCAGCCUAAUCCCUUUGUAGUGCAGUACCCCAUAUGGCUCUGGUAUAAUGUAGUGCACUAUACUAGGAAUAGGGC
Salvelinus fontinalis (brook trout) is the source of this 1725-nucleotide messenger RNA. RefSeq names its product PIN2 (TERF1) interacting telomerase inhibitor 1 (gene pinx1). Gene Ontology annotation, molecular function: telomerase inhibitor activity; nucleic acid binding. The transcript is spliced from 7 exons. The record is from RefSeq and is a predicted model, not a curated record. Lineage: Eukaryota; Metazoa; Chordata; Actinopteri; Salmoniformes; Salmonidae. Gene Ontology annotation, biological process: regulation of ribosome biogenesis. Gene Ontology annotation, cellular component: nucleolus. Bases 49 to 1347 code for a protein of 432 amino acids.